AUGGCUGGAGAGAGCUCAAAGGUCAAGGCCAAUGGUGCUGGAAAGGCUGCGCUGCCUAUCGACAUCGACGGCCACAAUCUGCCGCCUUCGCCAGCACCAAGCUCGCCACGCAAUGGGCGCAAGUAUGCGCUGAUGACAGAGCUGGUGUACACGGAGAGCACCGACCAGUACAACGCCAGCUCUGUGCCCAUCUAUCAGUCCGCAACCUUCAAACAAGACUCAGCCACUGGCGGCGGCGGAGAAUACGACUACACGCGCUCUGGCAAUCCCACACGAACACACCUCGAGCGCCAUCUUGCAAAGAUUAUGAGCGCGAAUCGUGCCCUCGUCGUCUCCUCGGGCAUGGGUGCGCUCGACGUCAUCACACGCUUGCUCCGUCCUGGCGACGAAGUCGUGACCGGCGACGACCUUUACGGUGGCACCAACCGUCUUCUUAAAUACCUGUCUACCCAUGGCGGCAUCAUUGUCCAUCACGUUGACACGACAAACCCCGACUCUGUCCGCGCCGUCGUCUCCUCGAAGACCGCCAUGGUGCUCCUCGAAACCCCCACAAACCCCCUCAUCAAAAUCUGCGAUAUUCCCGCCAUAUCCGCCAUCACCCACGCUGCGAGCCCCUCGGCUGUGGUUGCAGUGGAUAACACUAUGAUGUCGCCCAUGCUGCUGAACCCGCUAGACCUUGGCGCAGACAUUGUCUAUGAAUCUGGCACCAAAUAUCUCUCCGGUCACCACGAUCUCAUGGCCGGUGUAAUCGCCGUCAACGAUUCUGCAUUGGGUGACAGGCUCUUCUUCACUAUCAACGCCUCGGGCUGCGGUCUCUCCCCUUUUGAUUCGUGGCUCCUCCUUCGCGGAAUCAAGACGCUAGGAAUUCGCAUGGAAAAACAGCAAGCCAACGCGCAGCGCAUUGCCGAAUUUCUUGAAUCCCACGGCUUCAAGGUCCGCUUCCCCGGUCUCAAAUCCCACCCACAGUACGAGCUGCAUUGGAGCAUGGCGCGGGGUGCGGGAGCCGUCCUCAGCUUCGAAACUGGAGACGUGGAUAUCAGCGAACGCAUUGUAGAGAGCGCACGCUUGUGGGGAAUCAGCGUGAGUUUUGGGUGCGUAAAUAGUUUGAUAAGUAUGCCGUGUCGCAUGAGCCAUGCCAGUAUCGAUGAGAAAACGAGGCGGGAGAGAAACAUGCCCGAGGAUAUUAUCAGGUUGUGUGUCGGAAUUGAGGACGUGGAGGAUCUUUUGGAUGAUUUGAGCAGAGCCCUCGUACAAGCUGGUGCAGUCAACAUCACUCCUGGCGGCUUCCACGCCCUUGGAUCUACCGCUGCGCAGACCAUCGAAGCAACAUCGACCGCGCCUGCGCCUGCGCCUGCAGAGUCUUGA
Plenodomus lingam JN3 is the source of this 1365-nucleotide messenger RNA. RefSeq names its product homoserine O- acetyltransferase (gene MET2). Gene Ontology annotation, cellular component: cytoplasm. Gene Ontology annotation, biological process: transsulfuration; 'de novo' L-methionine biosynthetic process. NCBI's taxonomy places the organism in Eukaryota, Fungi, Ascomycota, Dothideomycetes, Pleosporales, Leptosphaeriaceae. The record is from RefSeq and is a predicted model, not a curated record. Gene Ontology annotation, molecular function: pyridoxal phosphate binding.